ACAGAAAAGAUCUACAUGUAGAUCUAGAUCUGUGGUUAGGUCUUCAAGAUGUUUGAAACAAACUACCUGUCCAGAACUUUUAAAAGUGUGUGUGCAAGUAUACCUAGAAGAAUUAAUGCUGAUUUGCAGAGAAAAUGUGGUCACACAAAAUUAUUAAUUUAGACUUUUAUUAAUUUGGACUCUUUUUUAUUUAUUCUUUAUUUAUGCAGAGUACUGUGUAUAUUUAUAUCACAUUCUUCUUCUGUCUUGAUUGAAUAUAUAAAUGUGUAAAUACAGGGCAGUGGUAGUGGAACCCCUCAGAUGUAAACUAAACAGAGGCGUUACCUGGAGACAAAACUGUACACAUACUGUUUCAUCAUCAAUAUCAAAUGUUGCCAUGGAUACGCGACGUCUUUUCACUGCUGGACAGCGAUAUCUGCUGGAUGCGUUAUUUUGGGCAAGAAGAAAAUAAAACCGAGAAUAAAGCGCCAUCUGCUGGAAUGUUUCACAAAAAAUUUUUAUACAUCAACCAGCACACUGGAUGCUGGAACAUAAAGGACAGGGCACAUGAUCAGCCCAAAUCAUCAUUCAGGGGCAAAAGGAAAUCUGAUAACCUGCCCAAUGAAUAUGAGCCUCAUCAGAAGAGACAGAAAAAACAGAUAAUAGAAGAGAAAACGGACGUCUCCAACAAAACUAAACUAGUUUUAUACAUCAACCAGCACACUGGAAGCUGGAACAUAAAGAAGAGGGCAUACGAUCAGCCCAAAUCAUCAUUCAGGGGCAAAAGGAAACCUGAUAACCUGCCCAAUGAAUAUGAGCCUCAUCAGAAGAGACAGAAAAAACAGAUAAUAGAAGAGAAAACUGACGUCUCCAACACAAAUAAACUACCUCCUAAACAUUUAGGCAUUGCACAUUUGUUGGAGGUUUAUGAGACGAGAGAACUGCUGGGCAAAGGAGGAUUUGGCUCUGUGUAUGCUGGUGUACGUAAAGCAGAUGGAUUGCCAGUUGCAAUCAAGUACAUCUCCAAACGUAAAGCACCUGAAAAACUGGAAAUCCCUGGACAUGGUUUCCUGCCCACUGAGGUAGCUUUGAUGUCCAUCGUCAAUACAGAACCAUACUGUUUAAACAUCCUGCGGAUUCUGGAGUGGUAUGAACAGCCAAAGUGCUACUACAUAGUUCUGGAACGACCCGAACCAUGUGAAAACCUCCACCAGUUCUGCAGUAGGUAUGGCAGCUGCUUGCCUGAGACUGUGACUCGUUUAGUGAUGGUUCAGCUGAUAGAUGCGCUGAAGCAUUGCAAGAGCCGGGGAAUUCUGCAUCGUGACGUCAAGCCAGAAAACAUCAUGGUUCAGACAAACACUCUUAAGGUUAAGCUGAUUGACUUGUGCGGAGACUUGAUCAAGGACAAGUACAAAGAAUUUACAGGCACACCCAGCUACGCUCCUCCUGAGUGGUUUAAAAAGAAAAAGUAUUUGGCAGAACCAGCGACUGUCUGGUCUGUGGGUGUGACACUGUACAGACUGGUGUGUGGCUCUCUGCCUUUCAACACCAGGAAGGACGUGAAACAUGGUCAUGUGCGUUUCUCCAGAAGGCAUUCUGAAGAAUGCAUGCAUCUGAUCCGUUGGUGUUUGUGCACCAAACCAGCAGGCCGUCCGAGCCUGGAGCAGAUAGAGCAUCACCCAUGGUUUCACUUUAGAGGAUCUGCACUACAAACUACUGGAUAGACACCUGCCAUCAAAUACAUCUGAAACCUACAAAUAUAUUUGUGCUUUUGUACAAAAUACAUCAAAAUAAAAAAAUUUAAUUGUAAAUUGAUUUUGACUGGAGUCAGUUUAUAUUGCAAUCAUUUUUGUUAAUCAUGCUUACUUAAUAAAACAAUAAGCAAUAAAAGUGGAGAUAAUCAGAGUUAAAGAUGAUUGUUUGGACCAAUUAAAAGGAAAGUCACUGUAUUGUCACUAUCACUAUAUUUCUGCAGUGCACGGGAAGUAAACAAAACACCCCUUAGCUUAGAGGUCAAAGGGGAAACGUAACAGGAAUGUAUAUCAAUUGUGCAUCAUAAAGG
This is a messenger RNA of Silurus meridionalis, 2041 nucleotides long. RefSeq names its product serine/threonine-protein kinase pim-1-like. The record is from RefSeq and is a predicted model, not a curated record. Gene Ontology annotation, biological process: protein autophosphorylation; regulation of mitotic cell cycle; negative regulation of apoptotic process. Gene Ontology annotation, molecular function: ATP binding; protein serine/threonine kinase activity. Gene Ontology annotation, cellular component: cytoplasm. Lineage: Eukaryota; Metazoa; Chordata; Actinopteri; Siluriformes; Siluridae.